Molecule: messenger RNA, 549 nt
Organism: Soboliphyme baturini
Lineage: Eukaryota; Metazoa; Nematoda; Enoplea; Dioctophymatida; Soboliphymatidae
Source: the annotation of a GenBank genome assembly
GCACUUUUGGGAGAUGAAAAGGCGCGAUUAGGUCUGGCGUUUAUGUAUGAGCCUCCGGCAGGGCUUAAAAAGGAAGAAAAGGAGAUCAAUCCGGAACUGGAACCGAAAUUCGAGUGGCAAAGGAAAUACAACGCUCCGAGAGAAUCUUGGGCGAAAGGAGACGAUAGCAUCCGUGAUCAACCGUUUGGAAUUCAAGUUCGUAACGUCCGCUGUGUGAAGUGCCACAAAUGGGGCCACAUAAACACUGACCGAGAAUGUCCCCUUUUUAACAUGUCAGGCAAUUACGAUACACCGGGAUAUAACACCAAUCCAUCGGAUUUGAUCAAGGAAUUAAAGAAGGAAAAGGAACAAGCAAACGAGGCAGCAGCAUCAUCUUCAGUUACCCACCCUACCGUUAACGAGUCUGAAGAAACAGAAGAAUCCAGCUCGAAAGUUUUGACAAAUCCGCGAGAACUACUUAUGGAAAUGAAAAGCGAAUAUGGACUUACGUUAAAAAAGCACAUUGUAGACAGCUUCAAGGCGGACAGCGCUAUCGAAGUAUUGUUUUGA